GCAACAUCGAAAGCGAAAAGGGAGCUGACAGUAGAGGAGCUAUGCAGCCCGGAUCAGCAGGACUUGUGCCGAGGAUUCCCAUGUUCACAGCUCCAGACAUUCUGACAAUGUGGGAUCAUUGAGACAUGAGCCUUGCUGCAGCUUAACAGAUUUUCUAAGAGAUACUCAUAUCAAUCAGAGAGUAGGCCAAUGGAUUCCAGGAUUCCUCACAGCAUCACUGUUGUGCCCAAUGCAGUCAUGGUGCAGCCUCUGCUGGAUGGUCGAGUUCCAUAUGGGAGGUUGCAGCACCCUCUGACCAUCCUGCCUAUCGAUCAGAUGAAAACCACUCAUCUUGAAAAUGAUUACAUUGACAACCCAGCUCUUAGCCAGCUGGCCAGUCAGAAACUCAGUAGGAGUCCUCAUGAACCAAUUCUUGUCAAUCAACAUUUGCAGAGGUGUGAGGCUGAUAUCACCCACCCUUGGAUAUCAUUCAGCGGGCGUCCCAGCUCAAUUAGCAGCAGCAGUAGCACUUCUUCAGAUCAGAGACUUUUGGAUCACAUGGCUCCACCUCCAGUGGUGGAUCAGUCACCACCCAGGGCAGUAAGGAUACAGCCUAAGGUCAUCAAUUGUAAGCCUCAGGAUGUCAAAGGUCCUGUGGCCCAAGAACUAGACAAGCACUAUCUACUUUGUGAGGCCUGUGGUAAAUGCAAAUGCAAAGACUGUACUACCCCACGGACCUUACCUUCCUGCUGGGUUUGCAACCAGGAAUGUCUUUGCUCAGCACAGAAUCUAGUCAACUACUCAACUUGUAUGUGUCUGGUCAAGGGAGUCUUCUACCACUGCACCAACGAAGAUGAUGAAGGCUCCUGUGCAGAUCACCCAUGUUCCUGCUCUCACUCUAACUGCUGUGCUCGCUGGUCUUUCAUGAGUGCCUUAUCGUUGGUCCUUCCUUGCUUGCUUUGCUAUCUUCCAGCCACUGGGUGCGUUCAACUUUCUCAGAAAUGCUAUGACCAGGCAAGUCGACCUGGUUGUCGGUGCAAAAAUACAAACAGUGUCGUGUGCAAAGCACCAGAAGCAGUCGGCAGACCAGAGAAGCCAUUCUGAGACUGAGGGUGUUUUAUGAAUUUUGUUACAAAGAUGCAUCAUGCAGGAAAUGAAAGACUCCAAACAGAAUAUCCUCACCUGAGGCUUCAACUUCAGAUUUCUUAAAUGAGGGGGUCCAGCAAUGCUUAGUAUUACACAAAGGGAGAGGAGGGAAUGCAGAUUGUGUAUUGCUGUUGCUGCUGUGAACCAUUUCCAGAUCCUGUGUGCUUACUCGAUGGCCAUGGGAGAUAUCUUGAAGCUACUAGCUACCUGUAUUUUAUCUACAGCUACCAUUAGGAAAUGAGAUUUGUGCUUCUCAGUUAGCAUGGAAGCUCGCCAGCUCCAGUUCUUCCUCACAAGCUUCUCCCUUUGUUUUUUUAAGCUGAAAGUUUCAGUAUGCAGCUCAUUUACACCUCCAUGGAUGUGCGAGGGCUCUGCUGCCAUUUUGUUAUGUAACAUUUUUGUGUCUGUGGUUUAUUGCUGUUUUUGUAUUUUUAUAUACUGUACAUGUAUUACUUUCCCUAUACAAGUAUUUUUAUAUUUUUGGCUAAUGAAGGCAGUUAGGAGAUAAGAGUGCCAAGGGUACUAAUGCAAUCAACAUGGUGGCUACAUGGAGCCUUCUUCCUCCUCUGUGUUGAAUAUGUUCCUCCCUGCCUAUCAUUAGCCUGCCAUGCUGCCCUUUUCUAACACUCCAUUUUGUUUAUGGGAAAACUCUCUUCUACCAGUCCCCCUCCAUCAACAUAUAAAACAUUCGUAUUCCAAGAAGUCAUUGGUUAAACCUUCUAAUGACAAGGGAGACAUCCCAGCAAUGGCAGCACUGGGCCAUCAUUAUUGCCAGGUUAACCCCUUAGUGCAUGGCAGGAGCUUGUGCUGCUCUACUGCUGGAGGUAUAAGAGCACAAUACCCAUUUUGUAACCAGAGACAACAAAAGCGUAGUGUUCAGGAAAGAGCAUAACAUGGAGGAACAUGAAUCCAU
Molecule: messenger RNA, 2038 nt
Organism: Bufo bufo (common toad)
Lineage: Eukaryota; Metazoa; Chordata; Amphibia; Anura; Bufonidae
Gene: SPRY4
Product: sprouty RTK signaling antagonist 4
Exons: 2
Coding region: 190-1083 (297 amino acids)
Biological process (GO): multicellular organism development; animal organ development; negative regulation of MAP kinase activity
Cellular component (GO): membrane; cytosol
Source: RefSeq, a predicted model, not a curated record